This is a messenger RNA of Xiphias gladius (swordfish), 1285 nucleotides long. It is a transcript of the gene abat, whose product is annotated as 4-aminobutyrate aminotransferase. The transcript is spliced from 14 exons. Gene Ontology annotation, biological process: GABA catabolic process. The record is from RefSeq and is a predicted model, not a curated record. Gene Ontology annotation, cellular component: mitochondrion. Lineage: Eukaryota; Metazoa; Chordata; Actinopteri; Istiophoriformes; Xiphiidae. Bases 236 to 1285 code for a protein of 349 amino acids. Gene Ontology annotation, molecular function: pyridoxal phosphate binding.
CCUGGCUGACAAAACCGGAGACAGACGCCGAGCGGCCGUCCUACUGUCAUCCUGUGGUGCGAGGAUCUACGCUCAGAUCUUGCUGCCGUCGCUGGAUCACAGGGCCCCUUGCAGCUUAAUUAAGACUUCUGGAGGUCCCUGGACCCAUGUUGGAAAACAGAAACCAGCAAGUAGCAGAUUUGUCAGCAAAGCAGCCCCAAAGACCCAAGUGGAGUUUGACUACGAUGGUCCCUCCAUGAAAACUUCAGUUCCUGGGCCACGAUCACAAGAGCUGACAAAACAACUGGGAGAAAUCCAGAAUGUUGGUGCAAUCAACUUCUUCUGUAACUAUGAGGAGAGCAGGGGGAACUACCUGGUGGAUGUGGAUGGCAACCGCAUGCUGGAUAUCUACACUCAGAUCUCCUCCAUCCCAAUUGGCUACAACCACCCUGCUCUCCUCAAACUGAUGGCCAAUCCCAACAAUCUGAGUACAUUUGUGAACCGACCUGCCCUGGGAAUCCUGCCGCCUGAGAACUUUCCAGAUAAACUCACUGAAAGUCUUCUCUCAGUGGCUCCCAGUGGAAUGACUCGUGUUCAGACCAUGGCCUGUGGCUCUUGCUCCAAUGAGAAUGCCUACAAAGCAAUGUUUAUCUGGUACAGGAACAAGGAGCGAGGCCACAACACACCAUCUGAUGAAGACCUCAGCACCUGUAUGAUAAACCAGGCCCCAGGUUGUCCAGACCUCAGUAUUUUAUCUUUCAUGGGAGGUUUCCACGGAAGAACCAUGGGUUGCUUGGCGACAACACACUCAAAAGCAAUCCACAAGCUUGAUGUCCCAUCCUUUGAUUGGCCCAUUGCCCCAUUCCCCAGACUGCAGUACCCACUGGAGGAGUUUACCAGAGAGAAUGCACAGGAAGAGGCUCGCUGUCUGGAGGAGGUGGAGGAUCUGAUUGUGAAGUGGCGGCAGAAGGGGAAUCCUGUGGCAGGGAUUGUAAUUGAACCAAUCCAGGCGGAAGGUGGAGAUAACCACGCCUCCCCAAACUUCUUCAGAAGCCUCCGCAACAUUGCACGCAAGUUCCUAACUACACCCUGCUCCCGACCUGCCAGUGGGCUUGGUAGUACAGCACCAGAGACCAGAAACCUGAAUGAUUUACAAGCCAUGAACAUGGUCAGUCGUGUUCAUGGUGUCCUCCUGGGAGGGUGUGGGGAUCGGUCAAUCCGGUUCCGUCCAGCACUGGUUUUCAAGGAGUACCAUGCUCACAUCUUCCUCAACAUGUUCAAUGACGUGUUGGCCCAGCACAAAUAA